AUGGAUAAGCAAGAAAACACUUCAGGAAGCUUUCUAACUUCCAAGCUAAUACAUAAAAAUCAAGACGAAUCGUUUUCAUCUACUUCAAUGGAAACUGUUGUAUCGAGUUAUCAAGCAUUAAGAUCAAACACACGAAUUGAUGCAGAUGAUUCUGUCGUUAAUCAGGAAAUUGACGCUAUUAGAUCUCCAGUUUACAAUGCAAUGACUCUUUCCAAUCGAUCAAGUCUCUUACCAUGGAAUUCUAACAAUCGAUCAUCUUUGGUGGCAAACGGCUUCACGAACAAUGAAAAUCUGAUGAUUUCAACAUCUGACAACUUACGACCAGGUGAAAUUGUCAUGCGAAUCUUAUUUGCUGAUUUUACACAACAAGCUGAAAAGAAAAUUGAAGGAGUCAUGUUGGAAAAUUCGGAAAAGCAAAUCUCGAAAUUACUUCAAAGAGGUGAAGAUCCACAAUUCGAUCAACUUUUGCUUGCUUUAGGAUCAGUCGCUGAACAUUGCUUACCAUCACUAUUACGAGCUCUUUUAGCUUGGCAUCGAAGACAAAUCUCUGACACUGAGUUUAAAAGUGACACUAUGAAGAAAGACAUUGAUUGGAAUUUAAUUGGAUCUGUUUGUGAUCUUGAAAUGCAACUUCAAAGACGUGAAGCUGCUGUAGAAUUUAUUUUUUGUCUCGCUUUACUUGAAGUUUUAAAACAACUUCCGUUUCAUCCCGGUCAUGAGGAUAUCAUCAAGAACAUAGAAAAUCUUGCUUUUCGUCAUUUUAAAUAUCGCGAAGGCAUUCAAAACUCGCCCAACUCUUACAAUAUUCACAUCAUUGCGGAUCUCUAUGGAGAAGUUGUUGGAACCCUCGCCCAAACUCGCUUUUCAUCAAUCAAGAAGCGAUUCAUGUCGGAAUUGAAAGAAUUACGAGGUAAAGAUCCAAGUCCAAAUACAACACAAGGAAUCAUUUCACUUUUAAUGGGAAUGAAGUUCUUCCGAGUUAAAAUGGUGCCAAUAGAAGAAUUUGAAGCAUCUUUUCAAUUCAUGCAUGAAUGCGCUCAAUAUUUCCUUGAAGUGAAAGACAAAGAUAUAAAACAUGCCCUUGCUGGUCUUUUUGUGGAGAUUUUAGUUCCUGUCGCUGCAGCUGUUAAAAAUGAAGUCAAUGUGCCGUGCGUUAAGAACUUCGUCGAUCUUCUUUACUCACAAACUCUUGACGCAUGUACAAAAAACAAACAUCGACUUGCUUUGUUUCCACUCGUGACUUGCUUACUUUGUGUAUCUCAAAAAACAUUCUUUCUUAACAAUUGGCAUUACUUUCUCGCAAUGUGUUUAAGCAACUUAAAAAAUCGAGAUCAAAAGAUGAGUCGCGUUGCACUUGAAUCUCUUUAUCGACUUUUGUGGGUUUACAUGAUAAGAAUUAAAUGUGAAUCAAACUCAGCGACACAUUCAAGACUUCAAAGCAUUGUAAACUCGCUUUUUCCUAGAGGAUCAAAAGCUGUCGUUCCACGUGACAUGCCUUUGAACAUUUUCGUAAAAAUCAUUCAAUUCAUCGCUCAAGAGCGUUUAGAUUUUGCAAUGAAGGAAAUCGUCUUCGAAUUACUUUGGGUUGGGAGACCAAUUAAGAUAAUUAUGACACCUGAACGAAUGAGUAUCGGAUUAAGAGCAUUUCUGGUUGUGGCUGACUCUUUACAACAAAAAGACGGCGAACCUCCAAUGCCUCGUACUGUUGCAGUUCUUCCAUCAGGAAACACUCUUCGUGUCAAGAAAACUUAUUUAACAAAACUCUUGACGGAAGAUAUGGCAAAAAGUAUUGGAAUGUACAAUUACUUUCCGCAUGUUCGGAGAGUUUUUGUUGAUAUAUUGCGAGCUUUAGAUGUCAAUUUCGGGCGUCCAUUAAUGAUGACAAACACUCAGAAUUUAAAUAAAGAGCCUGAUGAAAUGUUGACAGGAGAAAGGAAACCAAAAAUUGAUUUGUUUCGAACAUGCAUUGCCGCAAUACCAAGACUCAUACCAGAUAACAUAAGUCAACCAGAAUUAGUGGAUUUACUUGCACGAUCAACAGUACAUAUGGAUGAAGAAUUGAGUGGCUUAGCAUAUCAAUCACUUCAAACUCUCGUGAAAGAUUUUCCUGAUUGGCGACAAGACGUCAUUCAAGGCUUCACCCAGUUUGUCUCAAGAGAUAUUAACGACACUUUCUAUCAUUUACUUGAUAAUGCUUUGAGAAUGCUGCAUAUGCUUCUCAGCACAUGGAAGAAUGGAUUGGAGAAGAAUCCUGGUGUUGUUAAUGUUGGAAAAACCGUUGCAAUGUCUUCGCAAGCUUCAACUUUCACAACAUCUACAAACUUAGGAACAAUGACAACAGUUAUAUCUGUGAAAGAUUCGGGAUAUAUUUCAUCACAAGCAGCACAACAACAUUCAACUGGAACAACGAGUACAAACUCAAGUGUUAAUUCAAGUAGUGGAAUUCAACCUCCGUCAUCAUCAUCAGCUUAUGCAGGUGAAAAUACAAGAAAAUCUGAAGUUCCUAUAACAGCGACUCUCAGAUUAGCAGAGGGAUUGGCACUUGUUAUGCUUUGCAAUUAUAGACCCGCUCCUCGUAAACUUGCCGUUCAUAUUUUGAAAGAAGUUAAAGCAAUUUUGAAACUUUUGGGACACCCAGUUGUCGAGCCGCCAUUGAUUGAUGUGAUCGACAAAUGUUGUCCUCAAAUUCUUGACUCGAUUGUUCAUAUGUUGCCUCAAAGUGAGAGAUCAGCAAUUCUGAAUGCAAAUGUCAUUGACUUACAAUGGAUUAUUGAACGAAACAGCUCAAUAUGGACAAUUGGAUAUGUUGAAGAGUCGGUUAAGUCAUCAAUGGUAGGCCAAGGGUUUUUGCAGCCGAAUAAUAAUGGAUUUCAAUUCGAUCCAUGGUCUGCGUGUUUGUUUGGAUUUAUGGAGAGAAAUCAUGUGAUUCAACAAUGUCCGACCGUUGUAGCGCAAGCCUGGCCUUUAUGUUAUCAAAGAGUCCAAAGCUUAUACAGCUUAAUCGAUCCAACUCCCGUGAAUGACAAUCGAGCAUCACUCCUAAGAAGUUCAGCUCCAGCUAAAAAACCUCUUACCGAAUGUCAACGUGAUUCAUUUGUAAACUUGUGGAAGAAUCAGAUUAAGCUUGCAAUGCGGCUCAUUCCUCCCGUUGUUCCAACUGUAACAAUCCGUUGUGCAUCUCCAGAUUUAAGUUUAAGGUACUGUAAUUUAAACAAACUUGAUUUCAUUCUAUCUGCCGAUGCAAAUGCGCAUCAUCAAAUCUGGGGCGGUAAUCAAAUAUGUAAUAGAGGUAUAAAGGUGCUAGAUUUUAUUAUUAAAGAAAAUCUUAUCCUAUUGAACAAAGGUGAUAUCCCAACUUUCGUGAGGGGGAACUCAAGGACUUUUAUAGACAUUACGGUCAGCAGUAAAGGACUAUCUGAUAGUUCUUCACCAGAUUCCAUGAAUACAGAUAGAAAUGAUAAGAAUUCAAGUGGAUUAUCUAUAGCGAUGUACAAGCUUAUUGUGCCACUUUUGAGGUGCGAAGUUGUGGACAUUCGUGACGCUGCUGUUAGUGCGUUAGGAUUAAUAAAUCCGGAUGCUUUGAAAGAUUUAAUGGAAGAACUUGUACCUUAUAUUCGAGAAGCUGUUGACAGAAAGCAAGAAAACAUGAGACGAAGACGACGGCGUGACGCUCUCAGAUUACACUUGGUUAAAGUUCUGAAAUUGAUAGCAGAGAAUGAAACCUUUGGUGUCAGUCCUUGUGUAUUGGAACGUGAAACAAUGUCAUUGCAUCCAACAUUUGUCGACUAUAUGGAUGGUGCACGUUUAUAUUUAGAUGCAGAAGUUGACAAAGAUAAUGCCAGCAUGCGAGAAGUCAAAGUUCACUUUUGUGACUUCAUUCGAAUUAUGAUCAAAAAUUUUUCACUUGAAAUUUGCAACACACUUUUAUCGAGAGAUUUAAAGCGAAAUCUCUUUAAUUUAUUCGCAUCAUGGUCUGGUCAGUAUGCGAAACCAUUGGGAAUAUCAAUAUCAAAUGCUUUAAAUGAAGACACCAAUUUACAAUUCUGUGCACUCCAAGCAAUGUCAGCUCUUCUUUGCUGUGGCUCAUGUUUUGAUACUUUAAAUUUGUCUGAAGAUGGAAACAUUUAUCAUUGGCUCGAUUUAUUAUUGACAUCUCUUGAUGAAAAGAUAUAUCAACUAGCAAAAGACACGGUUGUUUUACUUUUGGAAUGUAAUCCUGAUAUUGGUACUUUGCUUGAAUGGGUUAUAGACCGUUGCUACACAGCAAUACCCAGAGAGGCUGAUGCGUGUUUUUUAGCCUUGUCGUCUAUUUUCAAUGUUAAAGAAUAUCCAUGCGACCAUUACACUUCAGUCAUUACAAUAACCUUGGUAACAACCGGUUGUCCCCGCGUGGAGGUUCAAGCCACUGCUCUUCAACUGCUACAGAUUUUAGAUAAAAGAUUCUUUAGCACAAUGGGACUGUUGCAAAAUGAAAAGGAAAAUGAUGACAAGUCAGGUUGCUUAGAUGGAUCAUUGGAUAACUUGUAUUGCCGUUCACAAAUGUACCUUUCUCGUCAAAUGUCACGGCUACGAUCGGAAUUAACUAUGCCGAUUUUUUCAGAAAUGACACACCGCUUUCAAACAGCAAGAACUGAUGUUCGUUUUCUGUUGCUUCAAUGUAUGCUUCCUUGGCUUGAAAAUAUGGAACUUCUAGCAUCAAGUGUGCCAGCCACAAAUUCGCCCUUAUCAUACAUCAUGUACUAUCCCGAUUCAGGGUUAAAAGGUCGUCGUGAUGGGUCUGGGUCAACAGAAGCUACUGAAAUGAUCCUAAACAACCUCUUUUACAUUACAGCUAAGUUCUCAGAUUCUCAUGGCAGAGAAAUUGAAGAGCUUUGGGGAAUAUUAGCACAAUGCUGGCCAAAUAAUCUGAAAGUUAUCUUACGCUAUCUCGUCAUCAUCUCAGGAUUAGCACCCAAUGAGCUUUUAUGCUAUACGAAACGAGUCGCUCAAUACCUUGCACGAUCAUGUGCUGAAAGAUUCUUAGAUGAAUUGAUGUUGGAAUUACAAACAGUCGAAACAUUAAAUUGUUUAAUAGAACGAACUGAAACGCCGCCAUUUUAUCGGUUAACAAGUAUGAGAAAAACUUCUUCAAGUCAUUGUGAUGGAGCUGUAAACAAUGAUCCGAAAGUUCAAGAAUUAGCUGUCGAAAAGGGAACAAUUCAUACCAAACGACAUGCCAAAAAUGACGACGAUAAAAAUGGAACUUGCAAGUCUGACAGUGCUUUAAGAGCUUUAAUAAGCAGCAGUGCUUAUCGUCCGCCUCGUGGGAGUGACAAAAUAAGAACCGCUUCAGGGCCGUGCAUACUUCCACGUCAUGAAGACGUUAUUCAAAAUGAAAUGGAAACACAAUCAGAGGAUCAUAAUCUACAGGUGAGGCAUGAACACCAUCGUCAAAUGACACAUCCAUUACCGAUGCCAGAGUAUGGUGGAUAUUUUGCACCUUUAAACAAGAUUCUACCUGACACUAAUCUGCCCAUAAGUGGAUUUCAUCGAUGCAAUGUAGCGGUGAUGCUUUUGAGUGACAUUGUUGUUGAUGGAAUUGCAGGAGUCGAUUGGACACUUCACUUGCCGUUAAUGUUGCAUAUUUUGUUUCUUGGUCUCGAUCACUCAAGAACAAUUGUACGAGAUCAUUGCAAACAAUUAUUGCUGAAUCUUCUCUUUGUUCAAUCUUCCCACAACGAUCAUUUGACACUUGCAAAAAUUAUGUUAAAUAGUCAAACGAAAAAGUUGAGAUUGGGAUUAGCUGAAUCAUCGUUGUCAAUCAUUGAACACAAUUUUACAGAGUUUGAUCAAGAGUUUGAUUCAUAUUGGUUCGGACCUUCAUCUGGACCUAUCUCAAUGCAAGUUAUGACAGGACAAAUACCUUCGAAUAUAAAAAAUAAUCCUGGAAAUGAGGAUGAGAAUGUAGAAAACGUCGAAAUUCCAACAAUAAUAACUGAAAAUGCUUCUGCCACUCAACCCAACGCGACCAUGACAAUACCUCAUGUUAUUAAAAGCAUUAUAAUGUUUUUGACUCAAGAAAAUCAGCAGCCAUUAUGGAAUUAUGAAGACAUAACAGCGAAAAUGUACGUCUGUAAAUCUACAGAACAAUUAACAUGUUUCACACGUCACAUUGUUAAAAUAUUUUCCGAAUCACAUCCGCAAUCAAGCAUAUCAGAAAGGUGGGCACAAACAGCACUUCAACUUGGAUUAAGUUGUUCAUCCCGACAUUAUGCUGGCAGAUGUUUACAAAUUUUCCGAGCACUUAACGUGCCCAUUAAUUCAAGAAUGCUUUCGGACAUUUUAUCCCGAUUAGUUGAAACGGUUGCUGAACAAGGAGAAGACAUGCAAGGAUAUGUAACGGAAUUACUGUUGACAUUAGAAGCUGCUGUUGACAGUUUAGAUUCUGAUUUCCGUCCACUCGAUGUCAUGAAAGAUAUUUUCAAAAGUACCCCAAAUCUUAAUAAUAAAGAUGGAGUUAUUCCCAACUCAAAUAAACGAAGUAGCGAUGGAGUUCAAGUGUCACCUCAACCGAUAAACGCGACAAAUAUCACAGGAAGUCAUACAAGAAGUACAAGCUAUUCAGUGUCAUAUUGUACAAAAAAAACAUCGAAUCUUCCUAUUGAUUGCAAAGAAUUGAGAAAUCGAACAACAACGAACAUUGAACUGGAAAGAAGCCAAUCAAAAUUUUCUCCCAAUUCGCUUUCACGUUCAAGAAGUGCGCAAAGCUUAAAAUUGCUUGGUACCGAUACAGCUAUUCAAGAUGAUAAAAUGACGAUAUUGGCACAACUUUUCUGGCUUGCUGUGUCACUUCUUGAGAGUGAUUACGAACACGAGUUUCUAUUGGCACUUCGUUUGUUGUCACGGGUUCUUCAUCGUUUGCCACUUGAUCGUCCCGAUGCACGUGAUAAAGUUGAAAGACUUCAAAAUCAAUUGAAAUGGAACAAUUAUCCAGGAGUUCAUUCUCUUCUUUUGAAAGGAUGCACACAUGCUGUCACUUAUGAGCCUUCAAUUGCUGUUCUCUCUCAAAUAUCUCCAAUUUUAAGUCUCCCAGUUUGUGAUCCGACACAAAGCAGCGCAUUUGCAAUGAAUGUCAUUGCUUUAUUACCUUACAUGUUGUUACAUUACGACAAUGCUAAUGAGGUUUGCAUUCAAAGUGCUGAGACAAUUGCACAAGUUGCAUCAGAAAUGGGAACAAAGCUGGAAAACUUGGGAACAGUCAUGACACUUUACAGUCGAAAACAAUUCAGCAAAGAAAGCUUUCAAUGGACAAAAUGUGUUAUUAAAUAUCUUCACGACACAUAUGCGCAUUUAGGAAUCAACAUGUUGGCAUUUUUGAUUGAAGUUUUGGAGAAAGGAUGGACUCAAGUUCAGCUACAAGUUCUCAGUGUUAUUCAUUGUCUUCUUCAUUAUGUCGAGCUUUCAACGUCUCAAGCACAAAUCAUAAGCAGUGAUCUGUUGAGAGUGGUUGCAAAAUACUUAGACAGUCCUAAUUGGAAAGAAGCUUUGAAAAUUCUAAAGCUUGUCGUCACAAGAAGUUCGACUCUUCAAGUUGUCCCACAAGCGUCUGCUAUUGACAGGUCAAUGAAUUUCUUUCAAAAUCUUCACGGCAGUUAUAGCGAUUCUGAAGUGUUUUGUAAAAAGGAACUCGCUGGAAGAACAAUGGAAUUUUCUUUCGACGUUUCUCAAACACCUUUAAUUGGUCGUCGCCUAUUGUUAAAACCUGAUCUGGAAGCAAAUGUAAGCACACAAGCGAAAAUCACUCAACCCACGAAUGUUACUUUCAGUGGAAAUCCAAAUUCACCUCGACGAAGUACAAGUUUGUCACCUGCUGACACAGCUCCAUUGAGUGGUUGGAAACGACCUUGGAUGUCACAAGGUCGUGUUAGAGAGUGCCUCGUUAAUUUAUUGACAACAUGUGGCCAACGAGUGGGAUUACCAAAAAGUCCUUCGGUGAUAUUCAGCCAAUCAUCAGAUUUAUUGGAAAGGCAAUCGUCUGCAUCAAGUACAGAAGACACUUCAGGAGCUCAACAAGACUUGAGUGGCGGUUCGAAACGUGAUGAUGGUCAGCCAGAUUUCGGGGUAUUCAAAGAUUUUGAUUUCCUUGAAUAUGAAAGUGAAAGUGUCGAAGGUGAAUCAACGGAUAACUUCAAUUGGGGUGUUCGUCGUAGACCGUUGAGUGAAGGUGAUAGCGAACCUUUGACAAAAACCCAAUCAAAUAUAAACGACGAGAGCGUUAGCGAGAAAACUCCUACAAUGAGUAAGAAACGUCGAAAUAAUCCUGACGAUAGUUCGGACGAAGAAGUUGAAUCGGAAUCUCCGCUUGACGAAGAUCAACGCCCAAUUUUCACGAAGAAUUCAUUCAUUAGUGGACAAACACUUUCGUUGAGUUUAAGAGAAAGACGACCGAGAAAAGAUUCAAUAAGUCGUUCUGAUACAAGCGGCUCGAGUGCAGGAGAUUUGGAUAUAACGCCAUGCAAUGCUUCACCACAUGCUGGAAUUUUGUCAUUCAAGCAAACACCUCGUGAUGAAACUGAAGAAGCGUGGCGUAAAAGUUUACUUAUGUUGAUAGUCAAUCAACCAUCAUCAAACCCAACUGUUUUGUUGAAUAAACUUUACAAACUUAUUCGAGAAUUGACAAUGAAGUGCAACAUGGUUUCAAAGGAAUGUGUAAGAUUUUUUAUUGGCACAACAGCACCGUUAGGAAAUCGAAUUUCCAUCUUAUCAGAUUUGUUGUCAUCAAAAGGUGAACCACCUCGAAUCUGGUAUAAUCAAGAUUAUGCCAGCUCACCAAGAUUGAGUGAGUCAUUACGUUACAGUGUUUUGGAGAUUCAAGAACAUCUUGAAACGUUUUUCGAUCGAAAAGAUCAUCUUAUGGAAAGCUUGGAAUCAGUUAAGUCAUCAAUGAAAUUUAGCUUGUUUGGUGAUGUUGAAAAUGACGGAGCGACAUGUUCGGAUACAAUUUCAGUUGAUCCCGGAAUAUCUGAAAUUAUUCUUGAGUUAGGUCGUGGUCUUUAUAAAUUGAUUUUUCAACUACUUCUACUUAUUGAAUCCGAUCAUAAAAUUGCUAUUCAAGUUUAUCAAAGUCUUCAUGGAAAUCAAGCUAUGCGUGACUUGUCAUGUGAAUACUCCGCUAUUAAAGGAACAAUUCUUCAAAACAUUGAUGAUGUUGAGUUAGAGUCGUUAGACACUUCAACGUCAACUGAAGGUGAAAGUUCGACGCCUGUUGCGUCCCCAUUGCCAAUGAGUGCAAGUGAUUUUGAGAAUAUCAUUCACGAAUUGAUCGAUAAGCAAAGGUGGCGAGCAACAAUACAACACAUUAAGCAGUAUAAACAAGUGUCAGAGUCAUCAUUAUCUUACAUUGUUAGUAUGGAUGGAAGUUUCAGUGAAGAAACAAAAUGUUUCGACGAUGUCUCAAUUAUAAUGAAUGUUUAUGCUGAACGAUUAACAAGACAAAAGAAUGACGCCUUCAUUCUGUCUCGUUCCGAACAAGAUUUGAAUGAGAUUUAUCAAAUAUUAAUGGAGAACUUGUAUCACGUGUCUGCUGCUAUUCAGGACCUUGAUGUUCAGCUGAAGACUAAUUCAACUCCAACUGUUCACCAUGGAGAUACUGUGGACAUCAUAACGACACUCUAAGCUUUUAGAUUUGAAGCUCAUAAUUAAACCUAUUCCUAGAUGAACAUUUAUAAAUUAAUAAAUAUUCUCUGUAAAAAGAUAUUACCUAAUAAGCAACAAAUAAAUUUAAUACUUAUCAAACAGA
Clunio marinus is the source of this 9778-nucleotide messenger RNA. The record is from the annotation of a GenBank genome assembly. Lineage: Eukaryota; Metazoa; Arthropoda; Insecta; Diptera; Chironomidae.